Eruca vesicaria subsp. sativa (arugula) is the source of this 2341-nucleotide messenger RNA. The record is from the annotation of a GenBank genome assembly. Lineage: Eukaryota; Viridiplantae; Streptophyta; Magnoliopsida; Brassicales; Brassicaceae.
AUAACAUCCACACGCAAAUUUAAAAUUUCUCAUACUUUCUAUUACAAGUUCAACGAAACGAUCCAUCCAUAUUAUAUAACACACAAACGUAGAUAAUCAUAUAUACACAGACAGAGAAACACGCAGAUAGAUACUAAUGGCGACGGAUCGGUUCAUUGUUGAGGUUGAGAAGGGAAAAGAAGGCGUCGAUGGAGGAAGUCCAUCUGUCGGUUCGGUUUACCGGAGUAUCUACGCCAAAGACGGUUUUCCUGAACCGGCCGAUGAUCUCCUCAGUUGCUGGGAUAUUUUCCGCUUAUCUGUGGAGAGAUCUCCAGAUAAUCCCAUGCUCGGUCGUAGAGAAAUUGUUGAUGGAAAAGCUGGGAAAUAUGUAUGGCAAACUUACAAAGAAGUAUAUGACAUAGUGAUCAACCUUGGCAACUCUAUCCGGACUAUUGGAGUUGGAAAAGGAGAGAAAUGUGGUAUUUAUGGCGCCAAUAGUCCUGAAUGGAUUAUGAGCAUGGAGGCUUGCAACGCUCAUGGACUCUACUGUGUACCUCUGUAUGACACUCUUGGUGCUGGAGCAAUAGAAUUCAUCAUUUGUCAUGCUGAGGUUUCACUUGCUUUUUCUGAGGAGAAAAAGAUUUCUGAGUUAUUGAAGACAGCUCCAAAUUCAACUAAAUAUUUGAAGAAUAUUGUGAGCUUUGGGGAGGUUUCAACUUUGCAAAGAGCAGAAGCUGAGAGGCACGGGUUAUCUAUAUAUUCAUGGGACCAAUUCUUGAAGCUUGGUGAGGGUAAACAUUAUGAGUUACCGGAGAAGAAAAGAAGCGACAUUUGCACUAUAAUGUAUACAAGUGGCACAACUGGUGAUCCUAAAGGAGUCUUGCUCACAAAUGAGAGCAUUAUUUAUCUACUUGAAGGUGUUAAAAAGUUGCUUAAAACUAUCAAUGAAGAGUUAACCAGUAAAGAUGUUUACCUCUCAUAUCUACCUCUGGCUCAUAUAUUCGAUCGCGUGAUGGAGGAGUUAUGUAUAUAUGAAGCAGCCUCCAUAGGAUUUUGGAGAGGGGAUGUUAAGAUUUUGGUUGAAGACAUUGCUGCUUUGAAACCAACUAUUUUCUGCGCUGUUCCUCGUGUGCUAGAGAGGAUAUACAACGGUCUUCAGCAGAAACUUUCUGAUGGUGGUUUCUUAAAGAAGGCCUUAUUUAACUUUGCCUUCAACUGCAAACAUAGUAGCAUGGUGAAAGGGAAGCCUCAUGAACAAGCAGCUCCAAUCUUUGACAAAAUUGUAUUUAAGAAGGUAAAAGAAGGAUUAGGAGGAAGAGUGCGUCUAAUACUCUCAGGAGCAGCUCCUCUUGCAGCUCACAUCGAAUCUUUCCUUAGAGUCGUCGCAUGUGCUCAUGUUCUCCAAGGAUACGGUCUAACGGAGACUUGUGGUGGGACAUUUGUGUCGAUUCCAAAUGAGCUUCAAAUGCUUGGAACGGUUGGUCCACCGGUUCCAAACGUUGACGUAAGGCUAGAGUCAGUUCCAGAGAUGGGUUACGACGCUCUUGCUAGCAAUCCACGUGGAGAGAUUUGCAUAAGAGGAAAGACUUUGUUCUCUGGUUACUACAAACGUGAAGAUCUCACUCAAGAAGUCCUCAUUGAUGGAUGGCUUCACACUGGCGAUAUCGGUGAGUGGCAACCAGAUGGAGCCAUGAAAAUCAUAGACAGGAAAAAGAACAUAUUUAAACUGUCACAAGGAGAAUACGUUGCGGUUGAGAACUUGGAGAACAUUUACAACCACGUAGCCGCAAUUGAAUCAUUAUGGGUAUAUGGAAACAGCUAUGAGUCAUACUUAGUGGCUGUGAUAUGUCCAAGCAAGAUACAGAUCGAACAUUGGGCUAAAGAACACAAUGUUUCAGGAGACUUUGAGACUAUCUGUCAAAACCAAAAGACCAAAGAGUUUAUCCUUGGAGAGUUCAACAGAAUAGCCAGAGACAAAAAGCUAAAGGGAUUUGAGCUGAUAAAAGGAGUUCACUUGGACACAGUCCCAUUCGACAUGGAAAGAGAUCUCAUCACACCUUCCUACAAGAAGAAAAGGCCUCAGCUUCUCAAGUACUAUCAGAAAGAGAUUGAUGAAAUGUAUAACAAGAAGAACUGAAGACAGUGUGAAGAAGGAAUUUGUUGGAAAAGUUUCAGGUUUUAAAUUUAUCUGUUUGUUAUAUGUCUCUUUGUUGUGUUACAAUCCAAGUUGCUUGUGUCAUAAGUUUUUUUUCUGUUUGUAAACAAAAAGAUAUCUGCCUUUUUGUACUGAACAUGCUCUCUCCCUAUAUUCUGUGUAUUUGUAUUUUAUGUUGUGAUAAAAUUCUCCCUGUUUAAGUUUUAC